CCUACUCUUCAAUUGAACUCCACUCCUAUAUCCUAUCUCAAACAUCUUCACUACCCAAACCUUAUCUCCUUCCCUCCUCCAAACUUACAACCAUGGCAUCAACAACAAUGGCUACUCUUAAUCUUCCAUCUCUUACCUCUCACCCAACACAUUCACAAUUCCCAAAACACCAACAAUCUCUUCAGUUCCCCUUCCGCACCAACCCAAUUCCCUUCUCAUCUUCUUCAACUCGCCUCCGUCCUAUCUCAGCAGUUGAAACCCCAGAAAAAAUUGAACAAUUGGGUUCUCAGCUCUCAAAUCUCACCCUUGAAGAAGCAAGAGUAUUAGUUGAUUGGCUUCAAGACAAAUUAGGGGUUUCUGCUGCAUCAUUUGCACCUGCUGCAGUUGUUGCUGCACCAGGUGGUGCAGGUGCUGAUGCUGCUCCUGCUGUUGAGGAGAAAACUGAAUUUGAUGUUUCAAUUGAUGAAGUACCCAGUAAUGCUAGAAUUGCUGUUAUUAAAGCUGUUAGGGCUUUGACUAGCUUGGGACUUAAAGAGGCUAAGGAACUGAUUGAAGGUUUGCCGAAAAAAUUGAGGGAAGGUGUUUCUAAAGAAGAUGCUGAAGAUGCUAAGAAACAGCUUGAAGAAGCUGGUGCUAAGGUUUCUAUUGUUUAGUUGAUUUUGAAUUGUUUUUAUGUAAUAUGGUAAAUGUGGAGGUUUAGAUUGAUUGCUGUAAUCAUGGGGUUUUUUGUUUUGUUAUUUUGUGGUAUUUUUGAGAAGUCAAACUGAUUAAAAUGAUUAUUUUGAAGAUAGAAAAUGGCUGUUUGCUCAUUGCAGUGCUGA
Messenger RNA from Amaranthus tricolor (Joseph's coat), 821 nucleotides. Its product is annotated as 50S ribosomal protein L12, chloroplastic-like. The transcript has a single exon. Lineage: Eukaryota; Viridiplantae; Streptophyta; Magnoliopsida; Caryophyllales; Amaranthaceae. Gene Ontology annotation, biological process: translation. Gene Ontology annotation, molecular function: structural constituent of ribosome. The coding region runs from base 93 to 653 and encodes 186 amino acids. The record is from RefSeq and is a predicted model, not a curated record. Gene Ontology annotation, cellular component: ribosome.